Molecule: messenger RNA, 1106 nt
Organism: Suricata suricatta (meerkat)
Lineage: Eukaryota; Metazoa; Chordata; Mammalia; Carnivora; Herpestidae
Gene: LEMD1
Product: LEM domain containing 1
Exons: 7
Coding region: 124-726 (200 amino acids)
Source: RefSeq, a predicted model, not a curated record
ACUGGUUGCUAGUAGAAACCCUUGGGUGAAACUCACUCAGCUUUAGUAACCUGCCCAACUGCAUAGACUUUAGACAACCAUGUAAAGGGAUUCCACUGUCUGAGAGACCAAACAUCUAACACCAUGGUGGAUGUGAAGUGUCUGAGUGACUAUGAAUUGCAGAAUGAACUUAAUAAGCUUGGAUUUUCACCUGGCCCGAUAUUACCUUCCACCAGAAAAGUGUAUGAAAAAAAGUUAAUGCAACUCUUGGUCUCACCUCCCUGUGUAUCACCCGUGAUGAAUGGACCCAGAGAGCUGGCCAGAGCUCAGGAUGAGGACCGCAAAGAGCAUAAGGCCACUAUCAUUUUGAAAGGAAAUAUCAUUAUCUCAUCAGAAAAAAACGAGGGACCCAAAAAAAUUCAAAGCCUCCAGGGUUAUCUUGGAACACCCACUCCCCAUGGCCCCUCACAGAGACCCGAGGCUCUCAUCACUAAAUCAAAAGCUCCAGAAAUCUACUGCCUGGCCUGUAAACGUUCCGAGGGAAUAAGGCUUACUAGAAGAGCAUCAGACACCACAUUCAAAGAAUCGAGAAGCACCAGAGAGACAGACUGCUGCACAGUGGACGACAGUGUUGAGUCCAGGAACCUAGAGAGCUUUCCAGUGGCCUUGAAGCUUGCUGUGUUUGGCAUCUUCAUCAUUGUGAUAUUUGUCUACAUAACAGUGGAAAAGAAGCCAUUCUUUGGUUAAAUGCUUUAGGAAUCGAGAAUGAGUGAGCACCGGAGAACUGAAAGGGAAAGACAUCGCUAAAAGGGGGUGCUGGACCCCAUGGCCUGCUAGCCUUGUGCUAUGACGCCCUCAUGGAUCUGUACUUAGGCUCAUAAUUUCAAACCAAAGGGGCCUUAUGUAUUCUCUAGUUCACCACUCAUGUUUCAAGAUAAAGAAACAAGCCAGGGAGGUUGAGGGAAAUGCUAAAAGUCACAAUGAAUGGAGACCAGAAUCCAAGGUGGGAAAGAAUGAGGGAGAAAACUAGGCACUAGUGUGAAAAAGCUCAAUGACAGGGACUUCCCCAAGUCAUGCUGGCCAUCAUUAAAGGUGCUUCCACACUUGGCAUACUUCUAAAAAGGAAA